GUUGAGAUAGCGGCUGUUUUGACUGGGUAUUUAUAGGAGAAGACUGUGGUUUCAAGUUGUGCUGCCCGGGUUAAAGAAUCGCAGGUAGGAGUGUAGCCAUUGCUUAACUAGAUUUUUCCACAUGGCAGAAGUUUGGGAUCCUGAAUUUGAAAUGGAGCCUAUUGCCUAUAUCCCAUCUUUUGAUGAUAUGGCAAGGCUAAUGAAUGAUGACAUCAAUGGAAAUCACUCUUCAGAUUUGAAAGGCUUUUCACAGAAUGCAACUUCAAAUAAAAAUGAGUUUAACAUGCAGGCUGGGAGAAGAUAUGGGUUUGGCAGAGGUGACUCUAGUGUACUUCCAAGAAUGAACAUACGGAAUGCAGGAAGAUCUAUUGGCAGAAGUGGCACGCUCAGUAGAGGUGUUUCUAGUGCAAGAGCAGGAAUUGGUACUCGGUCAGGUGAUAGUGGAUUUCGUUUCAGUCGUGGAAGAGCUGGAUUUGGUUCUGCUGCAUCAAGAGGUGGUUACAGAGGUAGAAAUGAAGAUCCUUUGUCUGGAUCUAAUUCUACAUUGAGAGGUCUAUGGGAUUCUGACAGUGCUGGUGGUGACAGUCUAAACCAAGGUCCCAAAGUGACCUAUGUCCCUCCAGCACCACCUGAAGAAGAAAAUGCUGUUUUUGCUCGAUAUCAGACUGGAAUUAACUUCGAUAAAUAUGAUGAAAUUCUUGUGGAUGUUUCAGGAAUAAACGUCCCACCUGCUAUACUGACAUUUGAUGAAGCUCAUCUAUGUGAAACAUUGAACAAUAACAUUAGCAAGGCUGGAUACCUGAAGCCGACACCAGUUCAGAAGUACGGAAUUCCAAUUGUGCUUGCGGGCCGGGAUUUGAUGGCAUGUGCUCAGACAGGCUCUGGGAAAACGGCUGCUUUCCUACUGCCAAUAAUAGAAAUGCUGCUGAAGGGCAAGGCAGCAGCUUGUCGUUCUCAGGAGUUUCAGCAACCAGAAGUGGUCAUUGUUGCACCUACACGUGAACUGAUCAAUCAGAUAUAUCUGGAAGCUAGGAAGUUUUCUUAUGGAACUACUGUGAAACCUGUUGUACUCUAUGGAGGAACAAGUAUAGCACAUCAAAUCCGCCAGGUUCUGCAAGGCUGUAAUAUAUUGUGUGGCACCCCAGGAAGACUUUUGGAUAUUAUCUCAAAAGGGAAAGUUGCCCUUGGUAAAGUCCAGUACCUGGUACUGGAUGAAGCAGAUCGUAUGUUGGAUAUGGGAUUUGAACCAGCUAUGCAGAAACUCGUAGGCUCGUUUGGCAUGCCACAGAAACAAGACCGCCAGACUCUGAUGUUUAGUGCCACUUUUCCUGAAGAGAUUCAGAGGUUGGCUGCAGAUUUCAUGAAGAGUGAUUAUUUGUUCCUUGCUGUUGGUCAAGUGGGAGGAGCCUGUGGUGACGUACAGCAGUCCGUACUGCAAGUUGACCAGUAUUCCAAAAGGAACAAACUGAUUGAAAUCCUCACCAAUACAGGUGUUGAACGGACUAUGAUCUUUGUUGAUACCAAAAGAAAAGCUGACUUUCUUGCUGCUUUCCUUUGUCAAGAGAAAUUCCCCACAACAAGUAUUCAUGGUGAUCGAGAGCAAAGGGAAAGGGAGAUAGCGCUUGGUGACUUCCGUACAGGGAAGUGUCCCAUUUUGGUGGCUACAGCAGUGGCAGCUCGAGGAUUAGACAUUGAGCACGUACAGCAUGUUAUUAACUUCGAUUUGCCGUCCACCAUUGAUGAAUACGUCCAUCGCAUUGGACGCACAGGUCGUUGUGGACAUGUUGGCAAAGCAAUAUCAUUCUUUGAUUCAAGUACAGAUAUGCCAAUAGCACGUGCCCUCCUAAAGGUCCUCUCUGAUGCACAGCAAGAAGUUCCUGUAUGGUUAGAAGAAAUUGCUUUUGCUGCUCAUGGAACUAGUUGCCAUAACUCCCUUGGAAAAGUCUUUGCUUCUGUAGAUACACGCAAGAUCUUGGGUGUUAACAGAAACUUCAGUGGUUAUGAAGCAAGUCCACCGGUGAUGUGUGGUGAAACUGAAGAUAUUUGGGAAUAAUACCCACACUUAAACUUUAAGACAGUUGUCCACUAAGGGUUAUUAAUAUUGAAGCUUUUCAUUGUUAACCUAUUUUAUAGGAAUCUCAUUUGUAAAAUUUGUUUACAUUUAGUUGCACAUGUUUUCAUAUUUAAGUUGUCUCACAGUGGUCAGAUAUUACAAUGUUGAUCUAUUUAUUUGUUAUCUGUAUGACUUGGGAAAUUUCAAUAAGGUUAUAAUAAACUGAAAAACUAUCUUUCUUGACUAAUUUUUUUG
This is a messenger RNA of Mobula hypostoma (lesser devil ray), 2308 nucleotides long. It is a transcript of the gene ddx4, whose product is annotated as DEAD (Asp-Glu-Ala-Asp) box polypeptide 4. The transcript has 18 exons. Gene Ontology annotation, cellular component: P granule; nucleus. Gene Ontology annotation, molecular function: RNA helicase activity; ATP binding; RNA binding. The record is from RefSeq and is a predicted model, not a curated record. The coding region runs from base 122 to 2053 and encodes 643 amino acids. Lineage: Eukaryota; Metazoa; Chordata; Chondrichthyes; Myliobatiformes; Myliobatidae. Gene Ontology annotation, biological process: cell differentiation; gamete generation.